CACAGGAGGAGGAAGAGGAAAGGCAGGAGCGGCAGGAAGAGGCGGAGCGGGAACACGAGGGACAGAGGAGGAGGAGGAAGACGAAAAGCGGGAGGAAGUUCCCGCCUGGGACCCGCAGCAGGAUUGGCCAUUGGCAAACCUCGGCCCGAUGGAGGAGGAGGAGGAGGGCGCGGCGAGGAAGAGGAAGAUGUCCCGGGAGCCGCAGGCAGGCACGGAGCUGAGCACGGAGCCCAGGGAGGACAAAUCCCCGCGGCAGCAGCCGGUGGGAGAGGCCGCUGUGAGCGGCUCCGCGGCGCAGGAACGCAACGGGGAGGAAAAGCCGCGGAGAUGCCGCACGAGGAGGGGCUGCAAACGCAGAUCUCGGGGCUCGAAGCAGGAAAGAUCCACCCCGGGCCGGGGAGGCGGCCGCAGCUCGGAGCUGGGGGUCCCUGAGCAGCCUCAGGAUGGGGAGAAGCCCCACAAGUGCUCGGAGUGUGGGAAGAGCUUCAGGUGGAGAUAUGAACUGACCAUUCACCAGAGGAUCCACACGGGGGAAAGGCCCCACGAGUGUGGGGAGUGUGGGAAGAGCUUCAGGCGGAGCUCCAACCUGAUCAGUCACCAGAUGAUCCACACCGCAGAGAGGCGCUACGAGUGUGAGCAGUGCAAGAAGAGGUUUCUCACCAGCUCAUAUCUCCUCGUGCACCAGCGGAUUCACACGGAUGAGAGGCCCUUCCGCUGCCCCGACUGCGGGAAGGGCUUCAAGGACAAAUCCAGCCUCAUCAGGCACCGGCGCAUCCACACCGGCGAGAGGCGUUACGAGUGUGACCAAUGCAAGAAGAGGUUUCCCACCAGCUCCCGUCUCCUCCGGCACCAGCGCAGUCACACGGAUGAGAGGCCCUUCCGCUGCCCCGACUGCGGGAUGGGCUUCAAGCAAAAGUCCACCCUCGUCACCCACCGGCGCAUCCACACCGGGGAGAGGCCCCACGAGUGUCCCCAGUGUGGGAAGAGCUUUAAAAGAAGCUCCCACCUGAUCAUCCACCAGAGGAUCCACACGGGGGAACGGCCCUACGAGUGUGGAAAAUGUGGGAAGAGCUUCAGCACGAGCUCUACCCUGAUCCUUCACCAGAGGAUCCACAAUGGAGAGAGGCCCUACGAGUGUGACCAGUGCAAGAAGAGGUUUCUCACCAGCUCCAAUCUCCUCCUGCACCAGCGGAUUCACACGGAUGAGAGGCCCUUCCGCUGCCCCGACUGCGGGAUGGGCUUCAAGCACAACUCCACCCUCGUCACCCACCGGCGCAUCCACACCGGGGAGAGGCCCCACGAAUGUGACCAAUGUAAGAAGAGGUUUAAGACCAGCUCCAAUCUCCUCCUGCACCAGCGGAUUCACACGGAUGAGAGGCCCUUCCACUGCCCCGACUGCGGGAUGGGCUUCAAGCAAAACUCCCACCUCAUCAGGCACCAGCGCAUCCACACCAGGGAGAGGCCCCACGAGUGUGAGCAGUGUGGGAAGAGCUUCAGCCACAGCUCUGCCCUGAUUGUCCACCAGAGGAGCCACAGCGGGGAGAGGCCCUACGAGUGUGGAGAGUGUGGGAAAAACUUCAGCCUGCGGUCUUACCUGAUGAAACACCAGAGGAUCCACAGUGGAGAGAGGCCCUACGAGUGUGACCACUGCAAGAAGAGGUUUCCCACCAGCUCCCAGCUCCUCAAGCACCAGCGCAUUCACACGGAUGAGAGGCCCUUCCGCUGCCCUGACUGCGGGAUGGGCUUCAAGCACAACUCCACCCUCAUCAGGCACCGGCGCAUCCACACCGGGGAGAGGCCCCACGAGUGUCCCCAGUGUGGGAAGAGCUUCUCCAGCAGCUCAAACUUGACCCGACACCAACGGAGCCAGCACUGAGGGAAGCCCUGUGAGUGCCCCGAGUGCGGGAAGAGCUUCGUGCGCUGCUCCAGCUCCAUCCCCCAUGGGAGGAUCCCCCCUGGAUGAUCCCCAGUGACCCCCGCUGGGCAGAGCCCCGGUGAUCCGCGGUGCCGGUGAUCCGUGUUGGGCACACACCUGGCUGGGGACUCCACAUGUUCCUGGCUCCCUGUGGCCUCGAUUGUCUUUUCAUUUCUCUUUCUCUUUUCGAAAUCCCCAAAAAUGGGUUAACAAUAAAAGUUUUUAAGAAAGACCUGGAUGGGGACAUGGAGGGAUCUUCCAGGGGAUGUGCACGGUGUUGGGUUCAAGGGAAUUGAGAAUUCCUGGCAUGAAGUUAGGACGUGCUCUGCGCUUUGGGCUCCCAAGGCUGAGCAGCUCUGGCUGUGCUGCGAGGCCCUGGAGGAGGUUCAGGGACAGCUGAUCAAGGACCUCCUGCUCUGGGACUGUCCCCCUGUUUUCGGUGUCCCCUGUCCAGGACCCCCUCUCCUCACUGUCCCUCCCCUUGCCCUUUGUCACCCCAGUCAUGGUCCUGUUCUGCUCCCAUCCCAUUUUGGAUCCCAUUCCCCCUUUCAUUCCCUGUCCUGUUGUCUCUGGAUGCCGUUCCCAUAUUCUCAGUCCCGUAUUUCCUGUCCUGUUCGCCUUCUCGUAUUCCUGGUUCUUUCCUGGGUCCCCAUUUCCAUGUCCAUAUUCCCUCUCCUAUUCCCAUAUUCCCAGUCCCAAUCCUGUAUUCCCGUUUCCCGUUCCGGACCCACUUUCCUAACCCCCAUCCCAUAUUCUCUCUCCAGUUAUUGUUUCCAUCUUCUCUCUCCUGUUUCCAUAUUCCCAUUGCCCAUCCCAUUCCAGGUCCCCUAUCCCUGCAGUACCGUAUUCCCGGGAACACUCCCGUAUUCCUGUCCCAUUCCUGCUCCCUGUCCCCAUUCCUGGUCCCACUGCUGGUCCCAGUCCCGUCUUACCCGUCCCUGUCCCAGUCCGGUACUCCAAGGCCAAAUCGUGGUCCCUGUCCCCAUUCUGUGACUCCUUCCAAGGCCCUGUCUCGUAUUUCCGCUCCUGUGUUCCCUGUCCCUGUUCCCAGGCCAUGGCCCCAAUCCCAUUCCUGUCCUGUAUUCCCUGUCCAGUUCUCAGGCCCUGUCCCAGUUCUCAGGAUCAUUCCCAGUCCCGGUCUUGUAUUUCCAGUCCCACUGCUGGUCCUUGACCAUAUUCCCAAUCCCUGUCCCCAUUCCCGCUCCCUGUCCCCAUUCCCUGUCCACAU
This is a messenger RNA of Prinia subflava (tawny-flanked prinia), 3143 nucleotides long. RefSeq names its product zinc finger protein 252-like. The transcript is spliced from 3 exons. Lineage: Eukaryota; Metazoa; Chordata; Aves; Passeriformes; Cisticolidae. The coding region runs from base 149 to 1876 and encodes 575 amino acids. Gene Ontology annotation, cellular component: nucleus. The record is from RefSeq and is a predicted model, not a curated record. Gene Ontology annotation, biological process: regulation of gene expression.